AUGCCUGCUCGUAACCAAAUCGAAAAUAUAACGCCCUCGAGCACGCCACCAUUCUCGGACCCAAAUCAAUCUCUGCCAUCUCUUUCCUCCUGCUCGCGAGAUUGUCUCGCAUCAAGACCGAUUACUUCCGGCGCCUGGUUUGGAAUGUGGUUCCGAAGCAGUGAGCCUGAUACCACUCCCAAAGACGACAUGCCGUAUUGCGAGAAUAUAGAUUCUCGCCAUGUCGCACAAACGCGAGGGCUCUCAAUGCGGGCAAUCCCCAGCCCAUGCCGCACCGUAGGUAUUAUUGACGAUCACCAUUAUCGCGGUGAAGGCCAAUUGAGAAUAUCGAGCGCUGUUUACGCCCUUGCCUUCGCUAAAUUCUCUUGCUUUUCGUGCCGGGUGUCGUGCAUAGACGACCUCGAGUGUCAUCGUAAUAACGCUCCCACACGUGGGAAAAGGCUUCUUACAACGCCUUCCAGGCGAACCCGGCUAUCCCAAUCCCGUGUGAUGAUGCUUACCAAACUCCUUUAUAACGACCUAUUUAGAAGCUUUAUACCGAGUUGA
Messenger RNA from Coccidioides immitis RS, 546 nucleotides. RefSeq lists its product as uncharacterized. The transcript is spliced from 5 exons. The record is from RefSeq and is a predicted model, not a curated record. NCBI's taxonomy places the organism in Eukaryota, Fungi, Ascomycota, Eurotiomycetes, Onygenales, Onygenaceae. Bases 1 to 546 code for a protein of 181 amino acids.